UUUCUCCAAGGGCCACCAAGACGCAAGCGCUGUGAGAUCGCUUCCCCCGCCCACCAAGCUCUUUCGCUCGCCCAGUUGGAGUUAGCCGUGCACAUGCGUGCUUUGGCCGUUGCUCUUCCGUUACAGCCAUGGAAAUCAGCAGCAAAAUUGAGUGUAUAUUUUUCAGUGAAUUCCACCCAACACUGGGGCCUAAAAUAACGUAUCAGGUACCAGAGGAUUUUAUUUCCCGAGAGUUGUUUGAUACAGUGCAAGUAUAUAUCAUCACCAAACCCGAACUCCAAAAUAAGCUUAUCACAGUUACAGCUAUGGAAAAAAAGCUCAUUGGUUGCCCAGUUUGCAUUGAACAUAAGAAAUACACCCGGAAUGCCUUGCACUUCAACCUUGGCUUCGUUUGUGAUGCUAGAGCUAAGACCUGUGCACUGGAACCGAUUGUGAAGAAAUUGGCAGGUUACCUUACUACUUUGGAGCUUGAAAGUGGCUUCAUUUCCAAUGAUGAGAGCAAGCAAAAAUUGAUACCCAUCAUGACCAUUCUACUUGAAGAACUGAAUGCUACUGGCAAAUGCACUCUGCCUAUUGAUGAAUCCAACACAAUUCACCUGAAAGUGAUUGAGCAACGUCCAGAUCCCCCCAUUGUACAAGAAUAUGACGUCCCUGUCUUCACCCAAGAUAAAGAUGACUUUUUAAAUUCUCAGUGGGACCUCACUACUCAACAGAUCCUGCCAUAUAUUGAUGGAUUUCGGCAUGUUCAGAAAAUAUCAGCUGAAGCAGAUGUGGAACUCAAUUUGGUUCGAAUUGCUGUCCAAAACCUUUUAUACUACAGUGUAGUCACUCUUGUUUCAAUACUUCAGUAUUCCAAUGUCUACUGCACAACUCCUAAAGUUCAGGACUUAGUAGAUGACAAAUGCCUGCAAGAUGAAUGUCUCUCAUAUGUCACAAAACCAGGACACAAGCGAGCCAGUUUGAGAGAUGUUUUCCAGCUCUACUGUGGGCUGAGCCCUGGGACAACUGUUCGAGACCUUAUUUGCCGCUAUACCCUCCAACUCCAGAGAGUGGAUGAAAGAAAACUCAUCCAGUUUGGUUUGAUGAAGGGUCUUAUUCGGCGACUCCAGAAAUAUCCUGUAAAAAUAGCUCGGGAUGAAAGAAGUCAUCCAGCUCGACUGUACACUGGCUGCCAUAGCUAUGAUGAGAUAUGUUGUAAAACAGGAAUGAGCUAUCGGGAAUUGGAUGAAAGAUUAGAGAAUGAUCCCAAUAUAAUUGUCUGUUGGAAAUGACACUCUUCAAGGACGAUUAAUAUGCCCUGCUAACUUUUAAUUGGGCUGCAUGAGACAUUGUGGUGUCCUCAGGACUCUUCUGGCUCAUGAAAAGCAGCAUGGCUUAAACUGUGGUAGUCCCUGAAAAAAAUAUGGCAAAUGGAUUUGACUCUUUGGUCAGCAGAGAUGCAGAACCAUGCUUCUUUUGGGGGGAAGGACUGUUAAAAGACACACACACAGGUGCAUAAAGAAACUUCAGAAGGCUUCUGUGUUGAGCAAGGGAUAAAAUAAUUUGAAAAUAGUUUGGAAGGAACUGAAGUGGAAAAUUGUCUAGCAGGGAAUGCUGUACCAUAAAUCCUCCCCCUUAAUCUGCUGCUCUUCAGCAGCAGAAAAAAAUCUAUUCUGUUUAUUACUAUCUCAUUCUGGAUUUUUCCCAUAACUAAUAACCUUGUUUUUUAACAAAAGGAAUCUGGAUGUAUCAUACCCACUUGAAAUCCUUUAAGAGUUUGAAAAAAAAAUCUGCAGAUUAUAAAUCAUGGAUAAUCAUUCUAAUAAAAAGCAAGCACAGUAUUUUUAGGAAGUAAAAUACUGAAGCAAAAUUGUGGAAAUAAAACUGCGGCAUGGUUAUAUUUAAUAUAAUUGGGCUGAACCUAUUUAUAUACUUUUUAAAACUAUUGGUUGUGAGUAAGAAGGAUGGGCCUCUUCUAUUUUAUAAAGCUCAUAUAAACUAGAAUAUUUUUCUGUGGAAAUUUAAUGCAAAUGCAGCAAUUGAAAGGGAAACUAAAGAUAGUAAAAAUAAAAUUGUGUGUAGAA
Pseudonaja textilis is the source of this 2063-nucleotide messenger RNA. RefSeq names its product NPR2 like, GATOR1 complex subunit (gene NPRL2). The record is from RefSeq and is a predicted model, not a curated record. Gene Ontology annotation, biological process: negative regulation of TORC1 signaling; cellular response to amino acid starvation; positive regulation of autophagy. Gene Ontology annotation, cellular component: GATOR1 complex; vacuolar membrane. NCBI's taxonomy places the organism in Eukaryota, Metazoa, Chordata, Lepidosauria, Squamata, Elapidae. Gene Ontology annotation, molecular function: GTPase activator activity.